AUGACUUCCCCAGAAGCCUCGCCACCCAGUGGUGUGCCGCAAGACCGCAGUCCCGCCAUCGCCCCAGUCAAGCCCACCAAAAUUCCCACCAACGCGCCUCCUGCAUCUAUGCGAGGAGAUUCGCAGACCAAUGCGAUCGUCAUCGCUGAGGACUCACAACAAGCCAUUCUCUCCGCCACCGUCAACAGCCAGACCGGACCCCGUCGCACUCCAACUUCCACGAUCGAGAACCCCGGACCUCGCCCUGGCGCUCAGCAACCAGAAGGUACUGCAGAGGACAAAGCCCGCUCUUCUGGACUCGAUGAUCAGCAGGGUACGCGCAAGCGAGCUGCUCCGCCAACCGACUUCUCCGCAGACACUCGUCCUGCUAAGGCUGCAAAGCCCACGGUUCCUAUACCACCGCCAGCAUUGAACGCCGCGACAUCGACCUUCAACCGCCCUCCAACUGCUUUGGUCGACCCAGGCUAUCGCAGCAGGCCCAACAUUGCCGCUACUCAACGUGCCGCCCAACAAGCUCCAGCGAUGACAGCUGAGCAGAGAGCCAGACAGCAAUACGACGCGAUGUAUAGACACGGUAUUUCCCCAGUCCCAGUUGCACGUCAACCAGGUCAACAACAGGUCAUGAAUGGCCCCAACCGAGUUCUACCACCUGUGCCCUCUGUCGCUGAGUCUCCCCGGCGGCAGUACAACCCAACCCCACCGCAUUACAGCGUCAUCCGGCCCAGCAACUUCCCAUACGCUAACGCCGGUCCUUCCCAACAACCUAGCAGCGGUCAUACCUUUCAACAUCCUCAAUACCCAGCUCCGUACGGCUUCGCUCCGCCACCACAGAUGGCGUACUAUGUCCCGGAACCGACUGUCGGCCAGAUCAUUGGGGACCUCCAAGCCAAGGUCACCCGACUCGAAGGCCAGGUCACUGAGCGUGAGAAGAUCAUCUCUAGCAACGCCAUCAACGAGGCGAAGAGCCACAAGAAGAUCAAGAUCCUGGAGGAUACGCUUCGUGACAGCGAGAGAGCACGCGACCGUCUGGACAAGGAGACUACUGAGGAGAUCAAGGAACUCCAGGCUAGCCUCGAGAAGGUGAGAAUUGUGAUGAAUGACAUGGACAAGACCCUCGGACCGUUUCGAGAAAAGUAG
Fulvia fulva is the source of this 1137-nucleotide messenger RNA. RefSeq lists its product as uncharacterized. The record is from RefSeq and is a predicted model, not a curated record. The transcript has 4 exons. Lineage: Eukaryota; Fungi; Ascomycota; Dothideomycetes; Mycosphaerellales; Mycosphaerellaceae. Bases 1 to 1137 code for a protein of 378 amino acids.